CCUCCGGUAGUUGUUUCCGGACGCCGAAGGCCGGAAGUGAGCGCUCAGAGAGAGAUUCAAUUUCCUUUUCCCCUCUGAUCGGCGUGGAGUUUGUUUUGCUCUUGUCCCGUGGCGGCGGCGCCAGUUAUGAAGAAUAAGCAUUUCCUGAGAAUGGCUGCUGAGAAGCUAAUGGAAGCCUGCCCGGGCCAGGCCCGGUAUCUUCUCUGGACGUACAAUUCCUCACACGAUGAAAAGUUGGUUUCAGAAGGCCAAUGUCCAUAUUGUUACCAAUUUCUGGUGCUGGAUAGAUACAGAGUUCGCCUCAAGCCCAAGCCAAAACUAACACCAAAAGUAAAGAAACUUCUUAAUCGAGAAUCAAAAAACUGUAGACUCACUUUUAAAGAAACAAAGAUUCUUAAAAAGUACUGGGACUCCAAAAGUAUUCUGUUGGUCACCUGCAAAGCAUGCAACAAAACAGUGAGAUAUAACGGUAAAAGCAGAAGCUUCCUGGCAGAAAUGAAAAAUAAUCUUAGCACUCCCAAGAUCAAACCUGACAUGAGGACACCGGAUAUAAAAGCUUCAGGAUCUACAAAGAAAAAAAAGAAAUCCUUCAGCAGUAAUAAGUCUGGUUCCAGAGACAAUAGUCCAGCGUUAAUUUUCAGAACACCUACAUCUGCUCAGUCAACACCUGGUUCCUCCUCAAAGAGUCUCAGUAAAAUGAAGCGUCAUUUGUCUCAGCUGAAAAUGAUGCUUAAUAGUGAAGAAAGCCAAAAGACCCCAUCAAAGGAUUUCAGAAAUUUCUUGUCCUCACUCUAAGCAGUGAACUUGGUGAUGAACAUCAGUAGUUGUUGACAUCAGAGCAGUUGCCGAAGGAGGGAGGCCUGCUUUGUCCUCACAGCAGCAAACAAUUCUCUUUGACAUCCUUCUCAGUACUUUUUAACUGGCAUUUCUGGAGUGCCUGUCACAUAGUAAGAACUUCAUAAACACCUGUCCAGUUGUGCUUGGCCUCCUUGGGAAGGAUACCACCAUGAGCAUGGAUAGCUGACAUCUUUUCCAGCUAGAUGAAAUAAUACUCCCAACUUUAAUAUAUUAUAUAUUUAAUAUGUGGUAAGGUGGGGGCAUUUAUUAAAAUUGUGAUGUCAAAUCAAUUACCAGCUUUAGUUAUUUACAUAUUUCUUGUUUUUAAGAAAAUUGAGAUCUACCAGAGUGUCUACUCAUUCUUAAGCAAUUCUUCCAAGAAUUAAAUUCAUCUUUCCUCAUUCA
This is a messenger RNA of Vombatus ursinus (common wombat), 1242 nucleotides long. It is a transcript of the gene RMP24, whose product is annotated as chromosome unknown C18orf21 homolog. The transcript is spliced from 5 exons. The record is from RefSeq and is a predicted model, not a curated record. The coding region runs from base 127 to 795 and encodes 222 amino acids. Lineage: Eukaryota; Metazoa; Chordata; Mammalia; Diprotodontia; Vombatidae.